AUGGACUGUGCCCGCCUCAACUUCUCGCAUGGUGAUCACGAGAGUCAUGCGCAACUCGCGAAGAUGGUGCGCGAUGCCUCUGCGAAGGCAGGUAGACCGAUCGCUCUGCUGGCCGAUCUUUGUGGGCCGAAAAUGCGGGUCGGUCGUUUUGAGAACGGAUCGAUCGAGCUGGAAGAAGGGCAGCGUUUCACGCUAACCAACCAACCGGUCAGCGGUGAUAAGGAGCGCGCCUCCCACUCCUACGAGCCCUUGCCCCGCGAUGUGGUGCCGGGUCAGGCGGUGUUGUUGGACGACGGGCUGCUCCGCCUCCGCGUGAUGGAGGUCUCCGACACCGAUGUGGUCUGCGAGGUCGAGGUCGGCGGUACGUUGUCGGAUCGCAAGGGCAUCAAUAUCCCGGGCGCCAACCUCAGCACGCCGGCGCUGACCGACAAAGAUCGUGUCGACCUUGAGUUCGCGGUCAACACCCUCAAGGUGGACUACUUGGCGCUCUCGUUUGUGCGCAACCCCGAUGACGUCAAGCAAGCCCAGCUGCUCUCGAAGGGGACACCGGUCAUCGCGAAGCUGGAGAAGCCCGAAGCGAUUGAGAACCUAGAGGCGAUCUUGGACGUCGCGGAUGGCGCGAUGGUCGCGCGGGGAGACCUCGGGGUGGAGGUGGGCUCGGAGAAGGUCCCGCUAAUUCAAAAGCGCAUCAUCCGCGAGGUCAACAAGCGCGGGAAGCUCGUCAUUACCGCUACGCAGAUGCUGGACAGCAUGAUUCGCAACCCCCGACCCACGCGCGCGGAGGCGGCCGAUGUGGCCAACGCGGUGCUCGACGGCUCGGACGCAUUGAUGUUGAGCGGGGAGACCGCUGCCGGGAAAUACCCCAUUGAGGCGGUGUCGAUGAUGGACGCGAUCGUCCUCGAGGUGGAGCGCGAGAUGCUUCACUCGGCGACAGCGCGGGUAGCCGCCCCUACCGACCUGGCCACCGAGAUGGAAUGGCGCUCGGCGGACUCAGCGGCCCGCGCGGCGGCGAUGCUCUCCUAUGCGCUGCCGCUCAAAGCGUUGGUGACGUUCACGCGCGAUGGUCGGACGGCGCGGCUCAUCUCAGAGUACCGUCCUCGUUCGGUGAUCGUCGCGAUCACUGCGCUACAAAAAAUCGCCAACCGUAUGGCGCUAGAGUGGGGCGUGAUCCCGCGCUUCGAGAUCCCUCCCGAGGACAUGCAAGAGACGUUGCGCAUCGCGUGCGCGCUGUUGGCGCGUGAGGGGCUGUGCGAGAUGGGCGACGAAUUCGCGCUGGUGAUCGGCUGGCCACCUUCGGGGGGGACCAACACCAUCAAGCUGCAUCGCCUCUAA
Messenger RNA from Nerophis lumbriciformis (worm pipefish), 1332 nucleotides. NCBI's taxonomy places the organism in Eukaryota, Metazoa, Chordata, Actinopteri, Syngnathiformes, Syngnathidae. The record is from RefSeq and is a predicted model, not a curated record.